AACAGUCGAUUAAGAUUUUAACUCUCGAGACUCGAAGAAAAAAAAGUGUCAUGGCUGCUCUCAGGGCGGGCUGAGAACGGAGCCUGCUAUAUUUGUAUAACCUCUAAUUCUAAACACGAAAGAAAAUACGAUUUAACAUUAUAUAAAGAAUUCUUCAAAACAUACGAUGAAUUUGAUCAGUCGACAGUUCGUGAAAAUAUUCAGAAGUGAUAUUUGCAAUACCAGUCAUGUGUGUAGUCUUGGAAGAAAUUAUUCAUUCAAGAGUCCCUAUGCCCCCGAAAAUUUGUAUCCAAAGAGUACAAUAAAAAUUUUCACACCAAAUUUCGUUCCCGAAGAUCCAAAAGCUAAAUUUAAUGGAUUCAUACCCAUGGAUCAGCUGGAUGUAACUUACAGCAAAGCCGGCGGCCCGGGAGGUCAACAUAUCAAUAAAACAAACACCAAAGUUGACUUGCGCUUCAAUGUGCAAAAUGCAACUUGGCUUGACAAUGAACUAAAACCGAAAUUGAUGCUUCAGGAAAAAAAUAGAAUAAAUAAAGAGGGAUACUUAAUCAUCAAAUCGGACUUGACAAGAUCCCAAAAUCUCAAUCUUGCAGAUGCUCUUGAAAGAUUAAGAACCAUGAUCAGGAAAGCUGCACAACCAGAACCAACUAUUUCACCAGAGACGGUGGAAAUGCUGAGAAAAAGGCAUUUGAAAGCUGUUCGGGAGCGUUUGAGCAUAAAGCGAGCAAGGUCACAGAUCAAACGCGACAGACAAGCGAAUGACUUUGAUGACUAACUUUCAAUCUGUAGAUAACUAUAGAAAUACAUGUACAUUACUUCA
Messenger RNA from Venturia canescens, 820 nucleotides. Its product is annotated as peptidyl-tRNA hydrolase ICT1, mitochondrial. Bases 167 to 775 code for a protein of 202 amino acids. The transcript has 3 exons. The record is from RefSeq and is a predicted model, not a curated record. Gene Ontology annotation, molecular function: translation release factor activity, codon nonspecific; peptidyl-tRNA hydrolase activity. Gene Ontology annotation, biological process: mitochondrial translational termination. Gene Ontology annotation, cellular component: mitochondrial large ribosomal subunit. Lineage: Eukaryota; Metazoa; Arthropoda; Insecta; Hymenoptera; Ichneumonidae.